This is a messenger RNA of Drosophila kikkawai, 1192 nucleotides long. RefSeq lists its product as uncharacterized. NCBI's taxonomy places the organism in Eukaryota, Metazoa, Arthropoda, Insecta, Diptera, Drosophilidae. The record is from RefSeq and is a predicted model, not a curated record.
CUAAAAAUCCACUCCGAAACAAUAUUCGAAUCAAAUCGAGAGCCAAACAAAGAGAUCAACAUGGAUCAGGAUACGGGCUUUGAUGCCCUGCAUCCCAGGGACUAUCUGAUGGAUCGCGAGUCGGACCUGCUGGCCGAUCUGCCCGACUUCCACAAGAUGAAGCUGGCGGAUGUCGAUGUGAUUGAGCGCAGUGCGGCCAAGUGCCAGCCCCGUGUGCCCACCGAGGUGAAGGUGUACAAGUGGAAGGAUCCGAAUGCCGAAAAGGAGACCGACCCCUGCGGGGAAGAGUCGGAGGAGCUGGAGAUACACAACCUGAUCGAGGAGGGUGCCUCCACCAACGAGGAGGCGCCCGAGAUACGCAUCAUCAUGGGUCUGGACCAGCUCCUCAAGCGCAUCGAGAUCAUGCAGUGCGACAUUCGUUUGCGUCAGCAACUGGAGGGCACCAUCGAGUCGCAGACGGAGGAUCAGGCCACCAUGCAACAGGAGCAGGCGGAUAUGGACAAGUGUCAUGGAUUUCCCCGUCACCUGGCCGAAAUCCGGCAAUUGCAGCGAGCCCAGAAUCAAUUGCAGUGCCAGGUCACAGAGCUCUUGUGCCGCUACGCCAAUCUUAGGACCCAGAAACGUUCCCUGGCCCACCAAUGGAAUCUUGUGCUCCAAAAGACCGCAAAAAUAAGAGAAUUUAGUCGCGAAUACCAAAGGUGGAUGCAGGACACCUCCCAAGAGAUCUCCUUGUGCCGCAAACGUUCCCGUGAAAUCCAAAGCCGCAAGCUGACGAAGCAUCGAGCCAACGAGGUGACCGAGACGAACAUCUGGAGCUCCUUCCGCUACAGCCAGCGAUAUUUACUCCGGAAGCUGGUGACCCGUCACAUGAAGGACCUUCGCGACGAGAUCCAAGACCUGAGGCGUUAUAGCGAAGAGCUGACCACCGAAAUCGACAAGCGGGUGGUGUGGAUCACCAAGAAGGCCACCAAGUUAGGGCGCUUGUCCAGGAUAUCGGAUGAACCUCUAGCUAACGAUGUUUCCAUUGACAUGAUUCCAUCCCUCAUCAAGCUGGGUUCCAAGCACAAAGGUCGUCGCACUUCUAAAAAAACUCAAUCGUAGUGAAAAUCUACGAAAAUUUAAGCUUACUUAUUUCAGUUUUAUGUUUAGAAUAUCAAAAUCCUAAAAAGCGAACAGUUGAAUGAAAAUUUAA